This is a messenger RNA of Cydia splendana, 4745 nucleotides long. RefSeq names its product sugar transporter SWEET1 (gene slv). NCBI's taxonomy places the organism in Eukaryota, Metazoa, Arthropoda, Insecta, Lepidoptera, Tortricidae. The coding region runs from base 106 to 765 and encodes 219 amino acids. Gene Ontology annotation, biological process: carbohydrate transport. The record is from RefSeq and is a predicted model, not a curated record. The transcript is spliced from 5 exons. Gene Ontology annotation, cellular component: membrane. Gene Ontology annotation, molecular function: sugar transmembrane transporter activity.
UGUCAAUAGCGAUAACACGGCUAAACUGGCUAAAGCUAUUGUCUCCGUUUUAAAAUUAUGAGUACGUGGGAAUGUAUAUGUAAACGUUAAUUUGAAUUUCUCGAUAUGGCUUUGUCUGAAUUUAAGGAACUUAUUAGCGGCUUAGCCGUCGUUACAACAGUAUUGAAUUUUUUGUCAGGAAUGUUAGUGUGCAAGCAAUAUGUGGUUAAUAGGUCUACAGCUGAAGCGUCACCACUGCCUUUUCUUACCGGUGUUCUAGCAUCAGCCUUAUGGCUCAUGUAUGGGAUUACCAAGGAUGAUAGUAAGAUAAUACUAGUAAAUAUAAUAGGAAUAACACUCAUGACAUUGUAUUCCCUUGUGUUCUAUAUGUAUACCUACAAGAAGUCCACUACAUUCAAGCAGAUGGUCUUUACAAUGGGCCUGGUGGUUUCGUCUGUAGGAUAUUUACGAUUUGAGGAGGAUAAAGAAACUCUUCUCGGCCGACUGGGAACAGUUGCAUGCCUCGUCACACUGCUGGCGAUAGCAGCUCCAAUGAGCAAGCUGUUCUAUGUGCUAAAAGUGAAGAGCACAGAAUGUCUCCCGUUCCCUAUGAUCCUCAUGUCAUUCUUCGUGUCAAGUCUCUGGUUCCUUUAUGGUGUUAUAGAGGAAGAUAAUUAUUUAAUUCUUCCAAAUAUAGUCGGCGCGGGCCUUUCGGUGUUCCAGCUUUCGCUGUUCGUUGUCUUCCCCCGGACGCCUCCUCUCUUGCCUAAGAGCGUGUUAGCGUAAUCUAUAGACUUACAGGCUAAUGGAUACCCGCUGAGCUGAGAAUUAUGUAAGUUAUCCUAUGUUGUACUAGGUGUUAGGGCUAUACUACGCCCGUGUUGGCUAGGUUGCCUAGCGGCUAUGAUGCACUUCGCACAUAGCAUACAUACUAUACCUACUACUAGCGUGCGUAUCAUUAUUUAGUACCAGAAAAAAUCUCAGGCACGUUUAAUUUGUGAAAUAUUGUACCUUAGUGAGCAUUGCCAAUAUAAUAGCAAGCUUGAAAUGAAAAUGCAUUUAUAUUAAUGUGUCAAAAAACAAAUGUUAUAAAGGAAAAUAUGUGACUAACUCCUAAACGAUUAGAUCCUAUUUGAGUUCAUUGGCGUAAAUAAAACGAUUGGAAGGUAAAAGAUACAAAAGCAAAGGAAAAUACUUAAUUACGAGUAUGGGUAUUUUUAUUGUCAAUUUGUAAAGAUCUCUGAUUCUGAUCAAGCAGGUAUAAUUUGUUGUAGGAUUUGCGCAGUUACACUGGUUACUAGAGUCAGACGAAGAUAUGUCUGCAACGAUUUUGAUAGUACACGCAGUGCAAGUGUUAUUUUAAACGUCAAACUUGAUAUGAAAUUAUGACGUAUAAAUAACACUUGUACUGCGUAUACUAUCAAAAUCGUUGCCGACUUUUAUUGGUCUAACUUUAACAUAUAUUUUAUAGUUAUCAGCAGACAUCGUUAAAUUCUAUAGCAUUUUUGGUGCAGCGGAGUGGUGUUAACGGAAUUGGUAUAGAUAAUUCCAACUGAAAUGGUAAAGUAAGGUUAAUAUUAACGUAACUAACGCUAAUUAAUCAUUAGGGUUGAAAUUGUUUAUACCAAUUCCGUUAACACCACUCCGCUGCACCGAAAAUGCUAUAAAAUUUACGAUGUCUGGUUAUCAGUUAAUUUUUUUAUGUCCAUGACCUAACAUAAAGUAUUGUUUAAUUGUAUGUUAAAAAGUUUUGGUAUGAUCUGAUUGAGUGAUCUCAUGAUGUAUUCCAGUUAAUAGAGCGAACUUUGGAUGGACUUGUUUUGUUUUCUGCUUAGGUAGGUAUAUUUAAUUUUUCGUAACUGCAUAAAUUCUGAAUCUAAUAUUGAAAUAUGACUAAAAUUUAUAUUAACCGUUCAUAGAAUAGGAUUCUAAUGUGUAAUAUAAUAAAAAAGUCAAUUAUACAGAGAGACUAAUUUAUAAAUAGGUAACUAUGUAUUUUUUGUUGUUUGAUAAUUUAACGAAACAGAGAGUGCUAGUUUAAUUGAUAAGUAUACCAAUUGUAUUUCUUCUUAAACAUUAACGGAAAUUGUCGCAUUUUGUUCGUAAAUCAAAAACGAAAAGCCUUUUGCCAGGCCUCGGCAAGCCUCAGCCAGGCAUCUACGUACGUCGCGUCGUCAGAAAAUGCCUUUCUUGCCAUGUUUUCAUGCCUCGGCAACAAUGUGGCUAUAAAUUAAUUAGAAUUACCUCAAAGUUGAACAUUUUCAGGGAGGCGGAAAUGAGCAGAGACGAGAGGAGAAGUGGGAGAGUCAACCACACGUCUUCUUUCAUCUCUGCUAAUUUCCGCUGAGGCGGAAAGACAGCCUAAGUGUCAAUCUAAAACUCUAAAAUGUUUUAUUUUAUGAUCAACUUUCAAUAUAGGUGUUAUCAACCAAUCAAAAAAUUUGAAGUGAGAUACACAUACCUACAUAAAUACGGUUAUAUAGCAUAAAUUCUAAAAUCAAAUUUCCUAAGUACUUACGAAAUUCCUAAAACAGAACAUCGAAAAUCAAAAUGUCUAAUGUACGAAAUUCCUAAAGAUGCAUGUCCUAAUACACUUUUAAUCGAACGAUCUUUCGAAAUCAAUAUUUCUUUGUACAAAAUGCCUAAGGACAAUACUUUGAAAGUCAAUAUGUCUAGUGCUCAAAAUAGCUAAGUUCAAAAAGCCUAAUGACAAUAUAUUGAAAAUCAAUAUUUCUGAGAACAUUUCCUCCUUACCCUGAGAUGACGCGGGGCUCCUAUUUCUGGGCGGGUUGCCCUUCGGGCAUCUGAAGCUACCUAACGAACCUAACCUACCUGCCUAUUGAUUUAGUUUAGUGUGACGUCCGUGAAUACAGUACACUUUGGGGGAAAAAGCGUAGGUAGGUAGGUAGGUUAGGUUCGUUAGGUAGCUUCAGAUGCCCGAAGGGCAAACCGCCCAGAAAUGGGAGCCCCGCGUCAACUCUGGGUAAGUAGGAAAUGUCAGGGCUCCGUCUAGUUAAGUUGUAAGGGAAAUAUUUUUUGAAAAGAAAGUUUCGUACGUUAGACUCUUUAAGCUAAGGUCAGCUAAACGUAGGACAAUAGAAAUUUCGCAAUUUAACCAGUCGGUAACCAGUUGUAAACAAAGACAAUUAUUUCCUUUUCGUCAACUGGUUGCGAAACUCCACUGUCAUCUACGCUAGUUUUGGUUCAGGAAUAGAAUUUCUUUUUUAGCAACUAGUUGCGUAACAGGAUGAUUUAUUCUUUUUUAACAACUGGUUGCGAAACUUGGUUGCCAAAACGGCCGGAGGGAGCUAAACGUAGGACAAAUGUCGUUAGAAAUUUCGCAAUUUAUACAUUUUAAACUUAGGGCAACUGGACAUAGGAAAAAAGAUUGUUAGUAUUUUCGUGCACUAGCAUUAUUGUACUUUAGACAUUUAAAAAAUAGGUUAAUUAACCGUAGGACAUGCGUCAUUAGGAAUUUCGUACAUUAGACAUUUUGAUUUUCGAGGUUCUGUCUUUAGGAAUUUCGUACUUAGGAUAUUUGAUUUUAGAAAUUAUGCUACAUAACCAUAAAUACAUACCAUACAUUAAAUUUGUGGUAGUACCUAUGUCCAUAUAUGGCAUAUUAUAUUACGGUAUUCUAUAGACUAAUUGUAAAUUAUUAACUUAUCAGGUAUUGAGAAGUACCUACCUAAUAAAUACCUAUAUAUGUACAAAGUAAAUUAUUUUAGUAGAAUAUUCUGUGGUGUUUACUUUGGUGCUAUACAAUAUUUUCAGUGUAUUGGUGGUGUAUUGUUACACUUUUAAAUGUAAUGUUGACUUCUUUUUGAACGUUUGUCGCCAUAUGAAAAAUAUAUAAUUGAUAAAACAUUAAAUAUUUUUCGACUUUACGAUUUAGCACUGUCUACACUUAUAUUUUUUAUCUGAAUGUAACUAAAAGUUUUAUAACUACCCUAAUGUAAAUUCCAAAAGGAAUCUAAAUAUGCUCUUUUUAAUAUUACUACCCAUUCGCCGUGUUUACCAUUUUACUCUUUAUUAAGUACGGCUACCACCAGUUUUGACAUUGACAUAUUCGCUCACGUCUACGUAACUUACUUUCUAUCCAUCUCGCUCGUACAUGCAUAUUAGUGCAAGCGAGAUGUACAGAAAGUAAAUUACGUAGACGUAAGCGUUAUGUCAACGUCAACUGGUGGUAGCCGUAAAGUUCACUGUAACUGUACAGUCAGCAUCAGAAGUUGCUAAGCAGGUGAGGUGUUCAAAAUUACCGUGACACGCUCUUAUUUUCUUAACAAUAAAGUCGCGUCAAGAUCAUUUUGAACACCUCGCCCGUUUAGCAACUUCUGCUGCUGACUGUACGAUAGGUACUUAAGUAAUUUUAAUCAUCGAUCAAUAGUUGGGCUGUUAGGGAUUAGUUUCAUAAAAUUCCGUCAGUCUUUUGUCAAUGUCAUGUUAGUUCAAAUAAAGUCCGUCGCGCGUCGCUGGCGAGUGGCGACGCCCAUGAGGUUUGAUGCGAGUAUCGGGGAUACAUGCAGUCUAACGGAUCCUUGUAAUACUAAACCCCCUUAUUCAUAAACGCGCUAUCUGAAUUAGCUAAUAAUCGUGUCCUUAUCUGUCAUCUCAUUUUGACUUCGGUAUGUAUUAGUAAGAAAGGGAUAAAACAUAAUUUAACUAAAUCAGUCCCGUAAAGCUUUAUGAAUAAGGGGGUAAAAGCCUAUAAUAACAAUAGACAAUUAUUAUAGAACAGCCAAACUGUAUAAUUUAUCUCAUUU